This is a messenger RNA of Sciurus carolinensis (gray squirrel), 4573 nucleotides long. It is a transcript of the gene Dusp3, whose product is annotated as dual specificity phosphatase 3. The coding region runs from base 71 to 628 and encodes 185 amino acids. Gene Ontology annotation, molecular function: MAP kinase phosphatase activity; protein tyrosine/serine/threonine phosphatase activity. Lineage: Eukaryota; Metazoa; Chordata; Mammalia; Rodentia; Sciuridae. Gene Ontology annotation, cellular component: cytoplasm. The record is from RefSeq and is a predicted model, not a curated record. The transcript has 3 exons. Gene Ontology annotation, biological process: protein dephosphorylation; negative regulation of MAPK cascade.
CCCGCCCCGCUGACCCGGCCGCUCUCCCCUCGCUCGCUCCUGCCCGGGCGUGCAGGGCCCGGCCGCCGCCAUGUCGGGCCCGUUCGAACUCUCGGUGCAGGAUCUCAAUGACCUGCUCUCAGACGGCAGUGGCUGCUACAGCCUCCCGAGCCAGCCGUGCAACGAGGUCACCCCGAGGAUCUACGUGGGCAACGCGUCUGUGGCUCAGGACAUUCCCAAGCUGCAGAAACUGGGCAUUACUCAUGUCCUGAACGCCGCUGAGGGCAGGUCCUUCAUGCAUGUCAAUACCAAUGCGAACUUCUACAAGGACUCCGGCAUCACCUACCUGGGCAUCAAGGCCAAUGACACACAGGAGUUCAACCUCAGUGCUUACUUUGAAAGGGCUGCAGACUUCAUUGACCAGGCCUUGGCUCAAAAGAAUGGCCGGGUGCUUGUCCACUGCCGUGAGGGUUACAGCCGCUCCCCCACUCUAGUCAUCGCGUACCUCAUGAUGCGUCAGAAGAUGGAUGUCAAGUCUGCUUUGAGCAUUGUGAGGCAGAACCGUGAGAUUGGUCCCAACGAUGGUUUCCUGGCCCAACUCUGCCAGCUUAAUGACAGACUAGUCAAGGAGGGAAAGUUGAAACUCUAGGGCACCCCCACGGCCUCUUCUCUAGAGGUCUGAUGGGAAGGCCCUGCUUGAGGGUGUCCCAAGCCGCCAUGUUUAGGAAACAGUGUAUCCUGCCCCCAGCGUCACAAGGCACUUGCCUACAUGUCUAUCAUAACAUGGCCCUGGGCCACUUCCCCCACCCCCAGGGGGCAUAUAAAGAAGCUUGCCAAGGAGGGCAUUUUUGCUUCCUGGUUGUCCUGUUCCUGUAAUUUAUGUCCUCUUCUUCAGGUGGGUGCUCGGGAGGGGAAGGCCUGUGGCAUGCAUGCUUCUCCAUGGCCCAGGGCAGGGAGUUUUAGGAAUGUGAGGCCUGAGACACUCACAGGGGCUCCUCGUGACCUCCUUCCCACACCCCAGAGACUCUCCUGAGUGGAGACCUCAGCACCUUGAGCCUAGUAAAGGAACUAUGCAAGUGCGGGCCCCUCUGUCCCCCACCACAUCUGUCACCUGGUCUCGUCACAGCCUUGCACACCCUGCUCCUGCACAGAGGCACAUCGUGGGGUCUGAAGCCGAGCUGGGGGUGUCAUCAGUUAGUGAAUGGAAAUUCCCAGGAAGAGGCUGCUUUUUAUUAUUUCCUUAGGAGUCAAGACACCACAGGAGGAGUCCCUUGGGUGGGCAAGCAUGUUCUCCUGGCGGACUCUCCGAAAUGCACAGAAUUUUUAAAUGUGCCUCUUUGGAAGGCUUGAAUUCUGAAUGCACUGCUUUGGAAUAUGCCCUUGGACUGCUCUGUGACUUCGCUUGUUAGGAGAGCGAUGCCUCAGGGCACGGUUUUAUUUUUCUUUUUUAGAAAACAGGGUGUUAAGGUCCAGCCUAUUUAAAAACCCCACCAUUUGGAGAAUUACAAGGGUUUUGUCUUGAAUUAUAGUGUUGGCGAGCCCAAGCCACUCGUGCUAACUGCUUUUUUGUCCCAGUUGCUAUUCCAAGAACAGGAGGAGGAAGUUAGCCAAUUACAGCGUGUGCGUGGGUGUGUGCGUGGGGGCGUGCCUCUCAGAAACGCAGCCCGAGGACAGCAGGGAAAUGAAGGGUCCCAGGCGCACACCCUGCCCACUUACAGGCGGCUCAGACCGCUCUCUGGUGCCCUUGCAGGAGCCCUGGAGUGACUCAGCGAGGCAGGAUGAGCCAUGGUGGAGCAUCCACAAGGAUCCUUUGCUGGUGGCAGAGCAAACAUGAACAGAAAACAGCUUUUUUAAGGACUUUUUUGAGGUGACGUCAGAAUGCCCACUAGCACUGUGUGUGCACAUUUGCCAGACGAUGGGAGUUUGUUUUGAACAGUCUUGCUGGGACUUGACGUUCUUGUUAUUAUGGAAAGUAAUGCGAUGCUGUGUGUCUUCAGGGUCACUCAGGGCAAAGAGUUGGUCCUCAACCUACUCCCAGGGCCGACUCAGAGGCGUCUCAUCAAAGUUGAUGGAAUUAAACUCUGUUUUUUGAGUGUCAAAUAUAUUUCGGGUGUUGUUCUAGUGGGUUGUACCCAGCUCCCCAAAGUCUAAAUUCAUGUAGGAUCACUUGCAAGGAUUUGCACAAGUCUUACCUGAAGUGAAAGUAGUAUCAGGGACUUUUGUUGAAUAUUUAGGAUUCAGGUUUAAAUUUAAAUUCUAGCAGUGUUCAUGUCAGGGUGGGGAAUGUGCCUUUUUCAGUGUUGACUAGGAGCUUCCAGCAAAGAAGAAAAGCUGGUGGCCUCAAGGCCUCACUCCUGGGGUGAGAUCUCUGAGCACAGCAGGAAGAGUGCUGCGCAGCCAGGACAGUCCCCAUCUCCUUUUUCCUGUAACGCAACAGCCCUGAGCAACUAGGACCUGUUGUCUUUCCCAGACCACUGGGCUGUCCAGAUAGCCCCACAUAAGUGGAGAGGCCAUCCUGAGCUGUGUCCCUCCCUUCACAGUUUGCACUUAAUCUGACUUGAUCCUCACGGGAACCUGUAAAGUUAACAGAGAUUAAUCAUAUGUUGUUACCCAUUUUUUUUUUUUUUUUUAAAAAGGAACCUGGUUCAAAUGAUUAAGGGCAUGACCUCCAGAGUCCUUAAGGCAGAGCCGAGGCAAGGUUUUAGGUUUGCUCCUCCAGGAAGCUGGAUUUGUUUCCUGUAAUACACCGCAAGAAAGGAACUCCCCAGGAGUGCCCAGGUUUGCAGCUCACACCCUUGACCCAGCCUGGAGGAGGAGUGGAAAAGUAUGGGUCGCCGAUUGCAUUAGAAUGUGCAGUUAUCUUCCAGGGGACUUGUAGCAACCCUAGGCUUCCUGGGUUCUGCUUCUGGAAGAGACUUGGGAACUGGAGUUGGGGCUUCCCUCCUAAGCCAGGGCUGUGGUUACCCCAUAGGACAGUCUCAAUCACUUAUGCAAAUGCGGCAGGUUGGCCUGGCUAAUUAAUUAACUAGCACCUCUUGGCUGUUGGGAGAAUUAUUACCUUUCCUUUGGGGCUACUUUGCUGAGAAUUUGGGAUUUUUUUCAUAGUCUCUAGGCCCAGAAACCCCAUAUUUACUUCAAGAGAUUUAGCUCCUAGUUCUUUAAGUAAAAUACAAGUCUGUUGUGUAAGGGCCAUCACAUGCCCAUCCGUGGGUGGGAGCUGUUCUUGGAGAGCUUUCUAUCCCUGGGAAGUGAUGGAAUAGGAACUCAGGGUGUCCCUCCCCCUUCCCAGACCUGACCCCUUUCUUUGACUAACAGAGCCCCAUCCAGGCAAAAUUAGAGCGCCAAAUUGAAGCAGUCUACCUUCCCAUGAGCUGGUCUGUUUCCCUGCCACUCUGAGUUAUUUGAGAGCAUAGACCACCACCUAUCAAAUGAGGGGACUCCUCUAGAAGACUGUGUGGUCUUUUUUGGCUCCCACACUGUAGGGACCUCUAAGUAAGAAUCCCCACUUGAAAUUUAGCACCACCAGGAAAUUAGAGGGAAUGCAUAAUAUACAAUGGCCAGCAGGUGGCGCUGUAUUCCACCCAUGGCGAUGCAUGGUUCUGAAAGGGAAUGUUGGUGCCUUUUAUGUCACAAGUUCACGUUAAGAUGUUAAUAAUGUUAAGAUGCUAAUGUUUUAACCAAAAUAAGCACUGAUCUUAAAUGUUAAGAGAUGAGCUUCUCUCAUGGGAAAUUUUCUUUGUCAUAAAAUUGGUGUCAGGAAUCACUAAAGAGCCAACAAAGUUGGUUCUUCUGUGUCAAGAGUGUGUCCUGACUGGAAAUAGAGGCCAUCUCAGGGUGAGAUUGCAGAUUGGUUGGAAGCUGAACUUGUGUUCCCGCUUACCUCCUCCCGGCUUUAAGGAUAACUUGAUUAUGAAGGAGUGGUCUCCUGGAGGUGAAGGGGAGGUAUCAAACUGGUUUUUAAAAAAAAGUCAGGCUGGGGUAUAGCCCAGUGGUAGAGCGCUUGCCUAGCAUGCGUGAGGCCCUGGGUUUGACCCCCAACAUCACCAAAAAAAAAAAAAAAAAAAAAAAAGCAAGUUUAAUGUCCGUUGUAUCACCAAUCAGUGUUAAAACACUAAAAUUGUAACCAAAAUAAAUGUCUUACCUUACAAAGAAACAGGCUUUGUUGUCCUCCUUAUCACAGUUUUACUUUUAUGCCUAGACUUUGUUUGCUUUUUCUGUCUUUAAAAUCUAAUGUAAAAACCAGCCCUCCUGAGUUAGUUAGAAGUUCAAUGAUGAUUAUAUUUAUUAAGUCGAUAUUUGUUGAACAUCUCUCCAGUAACAGUCCCUGAACUAUGGCCUUCAGAAGUGAUGCCAUUCAUAAGAAGUUCAAAAUGCACAGAAGUUCCAUUUCCAAAGUAUACACUGAAAUGAAUUAACCUAAAUGAACGAGUGGUGUCCAGUCCAUUAAGUGAAUGUGAGGGCUGGGGAUACUGCUUAGUUGGUAGAGUGCUUGCCUCGCAUGCACAAGGCCCUGGGUUCAAGAACGGAUGUGAAACACAUUUGAUUAAUGUAUAUUUUUAUUUCUAAAUGAUUAAAAUACCUACUUUAAAAACCA